GGUUUUGUUUUUUUUUUUUUGACAAGAUACCGGGUUACAGAGGGUAUUUCUCCAAUUACCUUUCAGCUCUCUUAAUCCCAUGCAAAUGAAGUAACACCACAAAUGAAUUGGAGAUGAUAAGCCUGAUAUUGGUUUUCUUAUUUGGAUCGAGAGCCUCUACAAUAAAAACAGUCUAAAUGCGAUAGAUUCCGCUCUCCUGAGUCUAUUUUCGUCCCCCAAAUCUACGACAUCAGCAUUGAUAGCCUAAUCCUAGCUACUUGUCAUAAGUUUCAAUUUUUCCCCUUAGAGCCCAGUCCCAAUGGCAGAUAAACGGCACCAGCAUAUCCUGCAUAGUCUCUCCGACCUCCAAUGUGGGUCGUGCCUUGCCCAUCUCUCUAUUUGAAUCUCGGCGCUUAAAAGUAAAGUGGUGGCAAGAAGUUGUACCCCCACCCCCAUACCCCAUCGCCAUGUCCACCUUAGAAGAACUCGUGCUCGAGCAAGAACAAGAAAUAGACCAAGAAAUCUUACAGUCCGCAACCAAUGACAUCGUAAACCGAAGCAAAUUGUUGGAGAACGAGAUCAAGGUGAUGCGGUCGGAGUACCAAAGAUUGAACCACGAGAAGGUGACCAUGAACGAAAAAAUCAAAGACAACAGGGAGAAGAUCGAUAAUAACAAGCAGUUGCCAUACCUUGUGGGCAACAUUGUCGAGUUGCUCGACCUAGAGACGGAGAAGGAGGCGACGGAGCAGGGCGCCAAUAUCGACCUUGACGCCACAAGAAGCGGCAAAUCGGCCGUCAUCAAGACAUCCACCAGACAAACCGUGUUUUUACCGCUCAUUGGGUUGGUCGAACCCGAAAGCUUGAAGCCAGGCGACUUGAUCGGCGUCAAUAAAGACUCCUACCUUGUGUUGGACACGCUUCCGUCCGAGUACGACUCCAGAGUUAAGGCCAUGGAAGUGGAUGAAAAACCUACCGAGACGUAUUCUGACAUUGGUGGGUUGGACAAACAGAUUGAGGAGUUAAUCGAGGCGGUAGUUCUCCCAAUGACUCAGUCUGAGAAGUUCAAGAACUUGGGGAUUAAGGCGCCUAAGGGGGCCUUGAUGUACGGCCCACCGGGUACGGGAAAGACGUUGUUGGCGCGUGCAUGUGCCGCGCAGUCUAAUGCAACGUUCUUGAAGUUGGCAGCGCCUCAGUUGGUACAGAUGUUUAUUGGUGACGGUGCGAAGUUGGUGCGCGAUGCAUUUGCUUUGGCAAAGGAAAAGGCGCCGACCAUCAUCUUUAUCGAUGAAUUAGAUGCUAUUGGGACCAAGCGUUUUGAUUCGGAAAAGAGCGGUGACAGAGAGGUCCAGAGAACCAUGUUAGAGUUGUUAAACCAAUUGGACGGGUUCGGCUCCGACGACCGUGUCAAAGUGUUGGCCGCAACCAACCGUGUGGACGUGUUGGAUCCAGCGUUGUUAAGAUCCGGGCGUUUGGAUAGAAAGAUCGAGUUCCCCUUGCCCACCGAGGAGUCCAGAGAGUCGAUUUUGAAGAUCCACUCCAGAAAGUUGACCUGCGACAAUUCAAUCAACUGGAAGGAAUUAUCCAGGUCCACGGACGAGUUUAACGGUGCGCAGUUGAAGGCCGUCACCGUUGAAGCCGGAAUGAUCGCCUUGAGAAAUGGUAAGAGCAUCAUCAAGCAUGAGGAUUUUGUCGAGGCCAUCAGCGAGGUUCAAGCCAGAAAGUCCAAGUCGGUCAGUUUCUACGCCUAAAGAAGCGGUGGGAACUGAGAGAAGGUCUCCUUUAGAUAUUGUAUAAUAUACCAUAAUAGUGAGUAUCACA
Babjeviella inositovora NRRL Y-12698 is the source of this 1797-nucleotide messenger RNA. RefSeq names its product proteasome regulatory particle base subunit (gene RPT5). The transcript has a single exon. The coding region runs from base 447 to 1727 and encodes 426 amino acids. Gene Ontology annotation, molecular function: ATP binding; proteasome-activating activity; ATP hydrolysis activity. The record is from RefSeq and is a predicted model, not a curated record. Lineage: Eukaryota; Fungi; Ascomycota; Pichiomycetes; Serinales. Gene Ontology annotation, biological process: proteasome-mediated ubiquitin-dependent protein catabolic process. Gene Ontology annotation, cellular component: proteasome regulatory particle, base subcomplex.